Molecule: messenger RNA, 1607 nt
Organism: Tarenaya hassleriana
Lineage: Eukaryota; Viridiplantae; Streptophyta; Magnoliopsida; Brassicales; Cleomaceae
Product: calreticulin-3
Exons: 15
Coding region: 87-1364 (425 amino acids)
Biological process (GO): protein folding
Cellular component (GO): endoplasmic reticulum; endoplasmic reticulum membrane
Molecular function (GO): calcium ion binding
Source: RefSeq, a predicted model, not a curated record
GCGGGCGCAAAGCACCUGGGUCUUCGCAUUUCGUUAUAAAAUGACGGAGCUCGAUUUCCAAAUCAUGCCGAGGAAAAUUCUUGAAAAUGGGUUUGCUACCGGAAAAUAAGUUCGAGCGUCGUUUUCGUCUUCUCCACCUCGCCCUUCUCUCUCUCUUUCCCUCGGCUUUCUCCGAGAUCUUCUUCGAGGAGCGCUUCGAAGGUGGGUGGAAAAGCAGAUGGGUUUUGUCUGAUUGGAAGAAGAGUGAAGGAAAAGCCGGAACCUUCAAGCAUACGGCAGGAAAAUGGCCCGGAGAUCCCGAAGACAAAGGCAUUCAGACGUAUAACGAUGCCAAGCAUUAUGCGGUAUCUGCAAAGAUUCUUCCGGAGUUAAGCAACAAGAACAGGACACUGGUGGUCCAAUACUCCAUCAAGUUCGAACAAGACAUUGAGUGCGGCGGCGGUUACAUCAAGCUUCUCUCCGGUUAUGUCAACCAGAAGCAGUUCGGGGGUGACACUCCUUACAGUCUGAUGUUUGGACCAGAUAUAUGCGGCACCCAGACGAAGAAGCUUCAUGUCAUUCUUUCGUAUCGGGGACAGAAUUACCCCGUCAAGAAAGAUUUGCAAUGCGAAACUGACAAGCUAACCCAUUUUUACACGUUUAUUCUCCGGCCUGACGCUUCUUACAGCGUUCUGGUUGAUAAUAGAGAGAGGGAGUUCGGCAGCAUGUACACCGACUGGGACAUUCUUCCUCCGAGAAAAAUAAAAGAUUUGAACGCAAGGAAGCCACUGGAUUGGGACGACAAAGAGUAUAUCAAUGACCCCAACGAUGUCAAACCCGAGGGUUAUGAUUUGAUCCCGCGUGAAAUUCCCGAUCCAAAAGCGAAGGAGCCCGAGGACUGGGACGAGGAAGAAAACGGUACAUGGAAACCUCCCAAGAUCCCGAAUCCGGUGUACAAAGGUUCUUGGAAAGCUAAGAGAAUCAAGAAUCCGAACUACAAGGGUAAAUGGAAGAUUCCAUGGACCGAUAACCCGGAAUUUGAGGAUGACCCGGAUCUCUACGUGAUGAAACCGAUAAAAUACGUGGGUAUCGAAGUAUGGCAGGUGAAGGCCGGUUCUGUCUUCGACAACAUCUUGAUCUGUGAUGACCCGCAAUACGCUAGAAGCAUCGUGGAUGAAUAUUUCGCCAACUACCGGCAGGCCGAGAAGGAGGCAUUUGCGGAAGCCGAGAAAGAAAGAAAAGCUCGAGAAGAUGAGGAAGCUCGGAAAGCGAGAGAAGACGGCGAACGAAGGCGGAGAGAAAGGGAUAGCCGAUAUGGAGACCGGAGACGUUACAAAAGGCACCAUCCUCGUGAUUACAUGGACGAUUACCAUGACGAACUUUAAGCCGCGGGCUGGCAUACCGACCAAAUAUCAAAUUCCGGUUAGAUUGGUUCGGUUUAGAUCGGUUUAAUGGAAACCCUAUAGAAUCCGAGUAUAGAAAGGCUUGCAUUCCUCGACUCGGUUCCCAAACGAAUGGAAACCGGAAGUCACUUUGUCUUCAUGCGAUCUGUGUUAUAAAACAAUUACGAUAAUGAAUGUAAUUAUUUGUUGAAGUGUCAAUUAUAAAUUUGAAUACUUUUAAUGUUA